UUCUAUUAGUGUUCACCGCGCUCGACUUUACGUAACGUUACAACAUCUAUAACUGGUUCAGUAGAAAAUGAUCGAGGAAUUAGAGGAAAUCAAUGUGGAUCAUUUCGCGUUCGAUUAUUUCAAAAGAAAUGAUAACAAAAAGUGCAUUGAAAUAUCUCAUGGAAAUCGGUUGGAGCCAGUAGAUCGGUUUUUCCUAUUCAUUGAUCACUCAGAUUGCAGUCCAAUGUGUUUUGUGAAUGAAAAAAUAUCGAAGACGGAAAAGCAACUCUCCAACAUUGAGAAAUUCGAUAUAAAAAGCUAUCGAGAGAAAAAUUGCUACAGAGCAUUGGUAACGGCUAAAAAUAUCCACGUAUACGAGUUAUACUUAUCGGUAUGUCUUACGGAGAGAUGUCUUUUACUUCCUAUACAUAAGAUUGUCGACAAGGAAGUAAAUUUACCGAACCAGCAAUGCGAUUCGGGCGAUUCGGUAAACAUAACUGACCUUCUUAAAGCGGACUGUUGGCUUCAAAUAUUUUCGUAUUUAAAUCUGACCGACUUGUUUCAAUUAUCUGCCGUAUGUACCGAUUUUCGUGCGCUCGUUCAGCACAACAGAAAAGUGAAAAAUCUGAAAAGCUUCCAUUUCAAAUUUUACGACAAAUAUUUCGAAACGGAGGGAGAGGCGAUUUUUGCCGACAAAUCUGUGAGCAAAAUGAGUGAAGUCUUAGAGUGCAUUGGUCAAAAUUUGGAAGAGAUUACAAUAUCGGUGGGUAGAACGUCGAAUGAAAUCGGAAUUUUUGAUUCAUUGAUCCGUAAAGUCGGUCCCAAUUUGCAUACCCUGCGACUAUGCAAUUUCUGUUGGCUGUCACUAAUACUGGAAAAUACGUCCAGCAAGGUGCUCGGACAAAUUCGAACGCUGUGCUUGGACAGUCAGUACUAUGACAUACCGAUAAUAGUCGAAAUUAAAAAGAAAUUUCCAAAUCUUGAAAGACUAAGCCUUCAUGGACGCUGGAAAGUGGUCGAUUUCACUGAUUGGUCAGGGAUAAAGGAAUUAACAUUGGACCGGAUAAUUUCACUGAAUCAUGCCAGUUGGAUGACGUGGAUAGUAGAUGUGUCGGAUCAUUUUAAAAAUCUGGAAACGUUGAAAAUAUCAAACACAAUGAAGAGAACGAUUCCGCUGGAUAGCGUCGGACGUCUGCUUCAACUAAAAAAGCUAAGGAAUAUCCAAAUCGAGGUCGUCGACACCAAUUGCUUCGACAUUAUUCUGAAAAUGACUCAACUGAAUUCGGUGAGCCUUAUCUUCUACAAAUCCAUUCAGGAAUUAAUUGAAAAUCGAUUACCUCAAUUGGCGUACUGUUUGCCCGAUUUGCACCACUUCGAUUUGACUUUGAAAGAAGAAGCAUUCAUGCCAAGAGACGAUUUAGUUGAGUUCAUUUCGUUAGCUCAUCAACUGAAAUCCGUACAUUUGAUCAACGAUACGAUCAAAAUUUUCCUGUUCAUCGCGCCCAGUUUCUUGGAGGAAAUUCUAGACGCACGCAAGCGAUCACAAGCGAUUUGCAACGAAAAAAGUCGGUUGUUGGUUGCAUUUUCCAAAUGUUUUAUUGACGAGAACGUUUUUAAGGAUGCAUCGAACGCCACAUUCCGAGAGUAUAUCGUGGUGAAGAACUAUACGCGGCCGUAUUAAACUGAUUCGAGACCAAAAUAUAAAUAAUUUGAAAGAGUCAAUGUCACAUCUGCUGUAAUAAUAACGUAUCGCUUGCAAAUAUAUAUAAUUCAGGGAGGUGUACAUAGUUCUUUCGGUUUC
Molecule: messenger RNA, 1780 nt
Organism: Bradysia coprophila
Lineage: Eukaryota; Metazoa; Arthropoda; Insecta; Diptera; Sciaridae
Molecular function (GO): protein binding
Source: RefSeq, a predicted model, not a curated record